Coffea arabica (coffee) is the source of this 2058-nucleotide messenger RNA. RefSeq lists its product as uncharacterized. Lineage: Eukaryota; Viridiplantae; Streptophyta; Magnoliopsida; Gentianales; Rubiaceae. The record is from RefSeq and is a predicted model, not a curated record.
CAGUUGCUAGUUUUUGUUAUUUAACAAAUCGGCUUCUGUACUUGUGGGAUAGGAUUAAAAUUAUUGGCAUCUUUUUAGUAUUGAUGAUUAAAGAAAACAAUAAAUAUUUGCAUGGAUAACGCUCGUAGCUCAAAAUUUGGGGGGUUUUUUUUGUUUGUGCGUGUGUGUUUGCAGUUAAGAAUUGGGAAAAGAAUUAAAAACCUAGUUUUAUUAGUUUGCAAAGUUUUUAUUUCUCAUUGCUUUGUAAAGACUACCUUUUUUGUUCAACUCAUCCGACUCAGAAAGUAUUAUGUAAUUUUGCAGACGAUAGAAGGCUAGAUUCUGCUUCUUCUUGUACUUUGAGGAGUGCAUCGAACUGAGUUUUUUUGAUAGAAUUUGAUGUUUGCAAAUAUGAGAGCUUGCAGUAGAUGGCGGAUAUUCCUUCUAUCUGUGCCUAUGAUAUUUUUCUUGCCUCAUAUACUAUCAGUAUUGAAGUUGCAGGAGGACUUAUCUGCACAAAAUUUGCACCGAGACAAGCCCAAGAAAUUCGAUCAUUUGGUUCUUGGAGCUGCUGCGGGGGUUGGUUUGCCUGAUCGCCUGCAGUGCGAAGGCACCAGAGCUCUUAAUAGGACACAGUUUUCUACCUUCUCUGAGAAUUCCAUCAAUGGGGACCAGAUAUCCUUUGUCACAGUGUUCACAACUUACAAUUCUAGUGUAGAUGUGCAAAUAGAUAGGAAAGUAAUUGACUUAGUAACUGUGGGGAACAAAUCAUACAACAAGGUGAACAGAUCACUGGCCAUUUUGAAUGUGUUCAUUGAUUUCAUUCAGGCAACCAUGUCCCACAGCAAAGUCAUCAUUCUUACUGAUCCAUCUUCUGAGCUUCCAGUGCACAGAAACAGGGUUACCAUACAUCCCAUUCAAGGUGAAUAUUCACGAGACAGGUUGAUGCUUCAAAGAAUCAGGUCUUACAUUGUCUUUCUAGAGACAAGGCUUGAAGAAUACUCACUGGGGAAGGGACAAAUCAAUCAUUAUAUUUUUACUGACUCAGAUAUAGCAGUCAUUGGUGACCUGGGACAAUUCUUUCGUGACUAUCCGAAUUUCCAUCUGGCUCUCACCUUUCGGAACAACAAGGAGCAACCGCUAAAUUCAGGAUUUAUUGCAGUUAGAGGCACUAUUGAUGGAAUGAAAAGGGCCAAGGCUUUCUUGGAGGAGGUACUCAAAGUCUAUAUCUCGAAGUACAUGAGAGCUUCCAGAAUGCUUGGAGAUCAACUAGCUCUUGCUUGGGUCGUAAAAUCUCAACAUUCCUUUGAUGCAAGAAUGUUUACCAAAAAACAACCCUUUCUACAUGACAUUGAUGGUACCUCAGUGUUAUUUUUACCAUGUGCUAUCUAUAACUGGACACCACCAGAGGGUGCUGGGCAAUUUCAUGGGAUGCCCUUGGAUGUUAAGGUGGUUCAUUUCAAGGGAUCAAGGAAAAGACUUAUGCUUGAAGCUUGGGACUUUUUCUCAUCAUCUAAUUCUGACAUCUCAGAUAUGUUGUGCCUCAUUCUGAAGAGUGGAAGGACAAAGUAUGAUUUUUAAAUUUUGCUUUUUACAGUUUUCAGGCAGAGUUUAUGUCUGUUAAGGAUUUGAUUCAUUCAUUUGUGGAGAAAGAGGAAAGUAUUCAUGCCAGUGGAGCUUUGGCAUUCUAGAAGCCUGCACUUUAACUUGGCACAAAGGAAAAAGCCAUCCUUUGGCCUUCAGUUCAUUGUUUGGUGUCGUCGGUUGGCUGGUGAUCUUUUUCGUCUUUCCUACUCUCUUGAGCAUGGAAAUCAAAUCGUGUACCGAACAAAUGCGGAAUAGAUUCCAUUGUGAGAUCUGAGUUUUCUGCAGUUACUAACCUUGAAUGUUCUACUAAGCCCCAAAGCUCUUGCAAAAGCAAUACGAGAAUUGCAUUUUAGAGUUUGGGCUUGCGUUUGAGCUGACAGGUUUUCUACAUUUCUGCAGAUUUUACAUGAUUGUUACGAGCCACGCGACAUGCAAAUGUACACUGUACGGACUUUUUCCAUGUUCUUUCACAUAAACGCCAUCUUUCUUGUA